CGGCGCUCCGCCCACGUUGAUUAGAUUCACCAUAAACGACUACCCCUCCCUCCCAGGCUCCCACCACCACCACCCGACUCCCCAGGUAUUCGCGGAUCGAAACUUCCCCAAAUCUCCUCUUCUUCUUCGCCCGGAACCUUCCAGAAGCUUCUCGAACCCGCCGAGCCGCGGGCGAGAUCCAUCCGGUGCCGGAGCCGCAUCUGCGAUGGUGAAGGAGACCGCCUACUACGACACCCUCGGGGUCAGCGUCGAAGCCUCCCCCGCCGAGAUCAAGAAGGCCUACUACGUCCAGGCCAAGCUCGUGCACCCGGACAAGAACCCUGACAACCCCGACGCGGCGCGCAAGUUUCAGGAACUCGGAGAGGCCUACCAAGUCCUAAGCGAUGCAGCGAAAAAGGAUGCUUAUGAUAAGUAUGGAAAGGAGGGUCUUCCCCAGGAUAACAUGGUCGAUCCUGCUGCUGUCUUUGGUAUGCUUUUUGGAAGCGACUACUUUGAAGACUAUGUCGGUCAGCUUGCUUUGGCAUCCAUAGCUUCAGUGGAGGUUGAUGAAGGCUUGAACAGUCAAGAGACCAGAGCAAAGGUUCAAGACAAGAUAAAAGAGAUGCAAAAAGGAAGAGAGGAAAAGCUUACUCAGAGCCUAAAGGACCGACUUCAACCAUAUGUGGAUGGUAGAAAGGAGGAAUUCGUGGACUGGGCAAAUGCAGAAGCUAAGCGUUUAUCCGAAGCAGCUUUUGGUGAGGCUAUGCUUCACACUGUUGGAUAUAUUUAUGUACGGCAAUCGGCAAGAGAACUCGGAAAGAGUAAAUUGUAUAUGGGUGUACCGUUCAUAGCUGAGUGGGUAAGAGACAAGGGCCACACCAUUAAAUCGCAAGUUAGUGCUGCUUCAGGUGCUAUCGCUCUCAUACAGCUGCAAGAAGGAAUGAAAAAGAUUGAGGAAGGUGCCAAUAAGGAAGAGCAGCUUAUGAAGAGUUUUGAGGAGAAAAAAGAGGCCAUGCUUAAUUCUCUAUGGAAAAUCAACGUGGUUGAUAUUGAGUCAACACUUUCCCGAGUGUGCCAAGCAGUUCUAAAAGAUAACACUGUCCCAAAAGAUGUUCUGAAGUUCCGAGCAAAAGCGUUGAAAAAGCUUGGAACGAUAUUCCAAGGCUCAAAGUCUCUCUACUACCGCGAGAACAGCCUACGCGUUGAAACUCCGACAAAACCGGACGGUGCAGCGUCACACUGAAGACUGAGAACAUUAGAACACUUUAACCAUUUGUGAAUCAUUCGGAUAUUUGUGAGUUACGUAUUGUCUGCAUGUAAUAUUUUGAUACCAGCAGGUCGCUUUGGUUGCACCUGUGGUUUCCUUAUUUUUUUGUAAGAAGCUGGAUGCUGAACACGAAGCAUUUCUUGUAUUGAAUCCGGCAUCCUAGUUCGCCAGUGUACUCCA
Messenger RNA from Lolium perenne, 1426 nucleotides. RefSeq names its product chaperone protein dnaJ 10. The record is from RefSeq and is a predicted model, not a curated record. NCBI's taxonomy places the organism in Eukaryota, Viridiplantae, Streptophyta, Magnoliopsida, Poales, Poaceae.